AUGAGUGGAGUUCAGAAGAAAUAUUACAUAUUUGGUUAUGAUAGCUUAGGUGUGAAACAAUCUAUAAAUGUUUUAGUGGAUAUUGAACAUAACUACUAUCAUUCUAGAAGGGAAUCUUCACAUUCUACACUUUUGUCCGAUGUAACUAACAUACAAAAUGAUGUCAAUAAACCUGGUCCAUCUAUCUUGGUCCAUCUACAUCAAGUGGAAUAUGUCAUCCUCAAGUUUCACAAUCCAAAUUUGAUUCAGGACGAGUGCACAAUGUCGCACAAGCACGUGGUUGAGGCUUUGAACCGGAGCCUGCAGGACAUCCGCAGCAAUGAGACGCUGAUGGACCGCUGGUACACCGGCAGAUGA
Diatraea saccharalis (sugarcane borer) is the source of this 357-nucleotide messenger RNA. The record is from the annotation of a GenBank genome assembly. NCBI's taxonomy places the organism in Eukaryota, Metazoa, Arthropoda, Insecta, Lepidoptera, Crambidae.